Lycium ferocissimum is the source of this 897-nucleotide messenger RNA. RefSeq names its product aquaporin TIP2-1-like. NCBI's taxonomy places the organism in Eukaryota, Viridiplantae, Streptophyta, Magnoliopsida, Solanales, Solanaceae. The coding region runs from base 86 to 832 and encodes 248 amino acids. Gene Ontology annotation, molecular function: water channel activity. Gene Ontology annotation, cellular component: membrane. Gene Ontology annotation, biological process: transmembrane transport; water transport. The transcript has 3 exons. The record is from RefSeq and is a predicted model, not a curated record.
UGUCAUUCGAGAGCAUUUUCUCUGUGUCUAUUUUCCUCUUCCCUUAAGCUAAGCAUCUUAGAAUUACUUAAAUUAGUUGUAAAAAAUGUCUGGCGUAGCUUUUGGACGCUUCGAUGAUUCAUUUAGCUUAGGGUCUAUUAAGGCCUAUAUUGCUGAAUUCAUCUCCACCUUGCUCUUUGUCUUUGCUGGAGUUGGUUCAGCUAUUGCUUACAACAAGUUGGCAGCUGGUGCUGCUCUUGAUCCCUCCGGGCUUGUAGCUGUUGCAGUUUGCCAUGGAUUUGCUCUCUUCGUGGCGGUUUCCAUUGCCGCUAACAUCUCUGGUGGUCACGUGAACCCUGCUGUUACCUUUGGAUUGGCUCUUGGUGGCCAAAUCACCAUUCUUACUGGCCUUUUCUACUGGAUUGCUCAACUUUUGGGUGCCAUUGUAGGUUCCUACCUCCUCAAAGUUGUCACUGGAGGAAUGGCUGUUCCAAUCCACAGUGUGGCAGCUGGAGUAGGAGCUACUGAAGGAGUGGUUAUGGAAAUCAUCAUCACCUUCGCUUUGGUGUACACAGUGUACGCCACAGCAGCUGACCCAAAGAAGGGUUCAUUGGGUACCAUUGCGCCCAUCGCCAUCGGUUUCAUUGUUGGUGCCAACAUCUUGGCUGCAGGCCCGUUCUCUGGCGGUUCAAUGAACCCCGCCCGUUCCUUCGGGCCUGCAGUGGCUAGUGGCAACUUUGCUGGUAUCUGGAUUUACUGGGUCGGGCCCCUUGUUGGUGGUGGCUUGGCUGGCCUUAUCUACAGCAAUGUGUUCAUGAACCAUGAACAUGCCCCUCUAUCCAGCGAUUUCUAAGUUUAAAAUUAAUAAUUUGCACAUUGUUUGGAUUUGAUUAUUAUGUCCAAAAAUCCAUGUGACUU